AUUAGCCGAAAGCCCACAGCUGCAUUGGACUCUUUCCGGGGUCUAGACAUUACGUCUGGCGUAGCUGUUGAGCGUUAAGGACCACUAAUGUCACACUGUUAGCAUAUCUGCAAACUUUGCACCAACAGUCUCCGUAACAGCUUUGAAGAGAAACUCUCCUGGUUUUUUGACGGGGAGGCAGGACUUAAGGUUACAGUUAACGGCUGUGACGGCUAGCAGUUCGCGGCUAAUAUUUAGCAGCAUCCGCAGACAGGUAUGUCUGAAGUUAGUCUUGAGGCUGAGUCGGGGAAGACCUCAGCUGAGGACCCUCAGAUGGAAUGUGAGGAAACUGAUAAAGCAGAGGAGAGUUUGAGUGACGAUGCAACCCCAGAAAUUGUUGACAGUAGCAGGAAAGGAGAGGAAAAAGCUGAUGUACUCUAUGAGAUCAAUAUUAACAGUGAUGAAGAAAAUACAGAAUCCUGUGAUAAGGAGAUGGAUAAGGGUACCCGGGCGGGAAAUGUGUCCAGCAGUGUAGGCAGCAAGGCUAAACACCAGGGUGAAUCGGCUGAAACAUCAAAGGGAAGUGGAGAUUCUCUUUCUGAAACAAAGGAGAGCACAAUGGCUGAUUCUCAUAGAGGCUCAGCCGCUGAGAUCCCAGUCACCAGCAAUGGAGACCUGGAUCAGAGCCCCGAGAGAGUUUUUCAGAGGGAUUCCCACUCCACUAAUCCAGGAGCCAUGAAGGCUUCCGAUUCCUCACUCACCUCCAGCAACUUUGAGUCAACAGCAGAGGGCAUCAUUGAAUCGGGACCAUACAAAGGGUCAGCAAGCCUACCCUCUUCUCUUGUGACACCUGUAGCUCCAAGCUCGGCUGUCGCUAGCCGCCUGGCACGCUCCUCCAGCGAUAGCCAGGCGGAGAAAGACACAAUGAAAGCUCAGCCCACCAGCGGGGCCGUGGUCCUUUCAGACGACUUGAAGAACCCAGCCAUGGAAAAACUGGACCUUGUGAGAAAAUGGAGCAUCAACACAUAUAAAUGCACCCGACAGAUCUUGUCAGAGAAGCUGGGCCGAGGAUCAAAGACUGUGGACCUGGAGCUGGAGGCGCAAAUUGAGCUUCUCCGCGAAAAUAAGAGGAAGUACCAAAUUGUGAUCAAGCUGGCUCAGGCGCUGGCCAAUCAGCUGUCCCAAAUUAUGCAAACUCAGAGGCAGCUGGGUGAUGCAUUCGCUGACCUUAGCCUCAAGUCACCUGAGCUCCAUGAGGAGUUUGGCUACAACGCAGACACACAGAAACUUCUGUCAAAAAAUGGAGAGACGCUGCUGGCUGCAAUCAACUUCUUCAUCUCCAGUGUUGACACCCUUGUCGACAAAACAAUUGAAGACACCAUGAUCAAUAUCAAACAAUAUGAAGCUGCCAGGAUUGAGUAUGACGCAUAUCGUACGGAUUUUGAGGAGCUUAACCUUGGACCGCGUGACGGCAACACCAUGCCGAAAAUUGAGCAAUCCCAGCAGCAGUUCCAGAUCCAUCGUGAGAAGUUUGAAAGAAUGCGAAACGAUGUAUCUGUGAAGCUGAAGUUUCUGGAAGAGAAUAAGGUGAAGGUAUUGCAUAACCAGCUCGUCCUGUUCCACAAUGCUAUAGCUGCCUAUUACGCUGGAAACCAGCAGCAGCUGGAGCAGACUCUCAAGCAGUUCCACAUCAAGUUGAAGGUGCCUGGUGGUGAAAGUCCUUCAUGGCUGGAAGAGCAUUAAACAGUUCCUUGUGGUGGUGGUUUAGCUCAGUUUGACCAAACCCGCUACAGAAACGACAGAGUCCUACCUUCCCCUUGUUGCUGCUUUUCAAACUUCUGAAACUACAUCUUCUAACAAAAGGAACCAACUCCUACACUCCUAUUGUCUGAUCUUCCUAAGUCAUUUUUGUUGUUCUUUCAAAUCAUAAGAGAAGCACUUUUCUACUGUUUGACAGAUGUGUUGAACAGGAGUUGCAGCAGUAAACACUUUCUGAAACUCUAAAUGGCCUUUUGUACUUCAGCAUAUGAAUGUUUGUAUAUCAGCAGAGCACAGUUGGCGUUAUUCUGGCAGCUAUGGGAGGAUGCUGCCAUUAAAUGUCACAACAAUCUGGACUUUUACCACAUGACAUCCAGUACUAAUUCUGAAUGAACCAGAUGUGAUAAUCAGAGCUAAGUUGUACUCAAACUUUUUAAUUGUGUAAAUUGGUUUUAUUUUCAUUGUUCAGUUGUCUGAAGUGGCAAUUUGACCAUUUGGGAGUGUUUGUUUGUUUUAUGGUUAAGAUUUAGAAGUGAAUAUGUGUUAUUUUUCUCUGUUGGCCUCAAACAAGGUCUGCCUAUCAAACGCACCUGCAUUGACUGAUUCAAAAACCAAAGUUUACAAAAUCAAGUUAUUUUUUCCCCCAGGUUUUAUGUGCGAUGGGCAGACCUAGAGCAGCUUAUUCUGACUGAUUGCUGACUUGAUGUUGAGCUGUUUUUAAACUACCAGCUCCUGACUGCAACUUCAUGUUGGAAUAAUGAUUUCAUAUCCGAUGCACAUCUUUUCUGCUGAACCUUGCAAAACCAAAGUGUUUCCAAAAAGCUCUAAUCAUUUAGUCAAACAUGCACUCCUCUUUUAGCUUGUCUGUAUUUAGGAUAGAAAAAUGGAGAUGGAAGUGAUUCUUGUAGAUUCCAGAACAUGAAGGACCAGCCUUUUGUCAUUUUAACGUGCCUUGAAUCUGUUCUUUUCUUGCUCUCAGUACACUCCUGCUUCUGGGUUUUUUAAAACUGUCAGCAUGGGGCAAAGGACCAAACAGAACACGGACAUUGGAACAUUCAGCACAAUAAUUUCACUGACUUCCUAAAUCAAUCUUGAAAACAUGUCCCUUAUAUGCACAUUUAUUAAUAUAGGUCUAAACAACUAUGUUAAAGGCCUAAUGUCAGGUGUGAACCAAAAUUGAAUUAACUGCAGUUUUCACCUGUAAAGACCAGCAUCUUUGGCUGCUAUCCGUUUACGUCAUCUGGGCUAUAAAGUGUAUUUUUCAAGAAGAAAGGCUCAUUAUUUUUCCUAGGGCUUGCUACAACGGUUUAAAGGAGUAAAGCUUGUACAAGAUGUCAUUUCCUGGAAAAAAUAUAUAUAUUUGAAAUCUAUUUUAAUGUUGGAUUGACCAAUGCAGCCACUUGGCUUAUUUUUUCUAGUACCUCUGUGUUCUAGUGGAUAUCAACCUUUUGUAAAAUGUAAAAUGAACAUGUUAAAAUGGGAAUAUUCUGAAUGUUGUGUAACCUGUAUGGGGAGAAUAAAAUUUCUCUUUCUGUACCCUUGUUUGGAACUUUAAGAUAUAAAAAAAGAAAUGAAAAUAUAAA
Cyprinodon tularosa is the source of this 3320-nucleotide messenger RNA. It is a transcript of the gene arfip1, whose product is annotated as ADP-ribosylation factor interacting protein 1 (arfaptin 1). Gene Ontology annotation, biological process: regulation of Arp2/3 complex-mediated actin nucleation; intracellular protein transport. Bases 256 to 1722 code for a protein of 488 amino acids. The transcript has 10 exons. NCBI's taxonomy places the organism in Eukaryota, Metazoa, Chordata, Actinopteri, Cyprinodontiformes, Cyprinodontidae. The record is from RefSeq and is a predicted model, not a curated record. Gene Ontology annotation, cellular component: trans-Golgi network membrane. Gene Ontology annotation, molecular function: phospholipid binding; protein domain specific binding.